This is a messenger RNA of Zerene cesonia (dogface butterfly), 901 nucleotides long. RefSeq lists its product as uncharacterized. The record is from RefSeq and is a predicted model, not a curated record. The coding region runs from base 240 to 884 and encodes 214 amino acids. Lineage: Eukaryota; Metazoa; Arthropoda; Insecta; Lepidoptera; Pieridae. The transcript has 5 exons.
UGCUUUCACUUCGGUCGCAUUAAAGUUGAAGUUCCGUUGCCAACUACAGAAGAUAAAUCCUUGUCGCAAUAGUGAAAGUUGUAUUCAUGUGUCUGUUGUCAGUUUGGCGGCAAAACUCAGCUGUGACAGAUUGCAUUUUGAAUUUAUUAUUAUUUUUUUAAUUCCUUCAUUGUGUUGUGACAAUGGCUCUGCGCUAAUUUAAUUGAUUUGUUGCCAUAUUAGUGUUACGAAAUAAAAAUAUGGAAAUUCGCGUGAUACUUUCCUUGUUCCUACUUUCUUUCGGAAGCUGCUCCAUCAUCAUACCUGAGGAGCUACCAUCGCUUCUAUCAGUGGCUUACUCCAACAUACCACCUAUAAAAAAAGGCACGGAUUCCCGUGUGGGUUUUGGCUUCGCGUUCGGCAACCAUGCUGACUUCCAGGUCAUGUUGGAGUUGGGACCUCAGACAAACACUUUACCCUUGAACGGUCAAGCGUUUCCAACAAACACGAAACGGCAAGCACCGAACCCACCAGAGAAGAAAAUUAAUAAAAACAGAGAAAAGUUCCUACAAACAGAUGCCGGCAAAUACCUCCAGAGCUGGGCCCAGCGGAUGAAAAAUCCACAACCAGUGAACAAACCGAUAAAGCCUGAAACGCCUAAUUUGGAAGACUCCAUGGUUGAAUUGGUGAAAAACGCAAAAGGGGAAUACGAGAUCCACCAGCCAAGCCCGGGGAAUAUGCCCAAAUAUGUGCUGGAUAGUUUAAAAAAGUUAUACGGGGAGAAAAGGGAAGAAGCGAAGAAGAUGGCCGGGAAGCGGGAGGAAUCAAACAGGAUAGGGGAGAAGAGGAGCGAGGAGGAAGUUAAGAAGAUCACUGAGGAUUUGUCGAAUGUAGAUUUAGAUUGAAUAAAUGGUAAAGGAUA